CUCUCCCCCUCUCUCUUACACACACACACACACACACACACACACACACACACACACACACACACACACACACACACACACACUCCUACAGUUCUCACACACUAAUAUCUUCGCUUUUUUUUUUUUACAAUGACAUUAGAAAACUAACAAACAAAGGAUGGAACCAAUAACCAAGUGGACUCCAACUCAGGUUGUCGUUUGGAUGAGAGGACUGGAUGACAGCCUCCAGCAGUACAUCCAGAACUUUGAAAAGGAGAAGAUUGAUGGCCAGCAGCUGUUGAAGAUCUCCCACCAGGACCUGGAGGAGCUUGCCGUGGGCCGUGUUGGCCACCAGGAGCUCAUCCUAGAAGCUGUAGAUCUUCUCUGUGCUUUGAACUACGGCAUCGAGACUGAAAAUCUGAAGACCCUAGUCGGCCGGAUGAGAGCGACUUCUAAUAACCUGCAGAACUGUGCUUCAGAGAGGAGGAGAAGCCCGUCGAAUGACAGCAGUAGCUCAAACAAACCACCCAACGAGUUCCUGACUGAGGUGGUGGAGCUUAUAGGAGCAGCUAAGGGUAUGCUGGCCUGGCUGGACAGGACACCGCUGACAGGCAUCAGUGACCUCAACUCCAUCAAGAACAGGAUCAUCCAGCUGUGUUUGGAGCUCACCACCACUGUGCAGAAGGACUGUGCUGUGUAUGAAAUGGAGGAGAAGAUACUAGAAGUAGCUCGAGUUUUAACCGGAGUCUGUGAGGCUACCAGGAGGACGACAUUUGACCCCUUGAAGAGUCGCACUACCUGUCUGGAGGAGGUCCACAUCACUGAUGUCAAACCAGAAGAAGGGCUAGGAAUGUACAUCAAGUCCACAUACGACGGGCUGCAUGUGAUCACUGGAACCACAGAAAAUUCUCCAGCAGACAGAACCCAGCACAUCCAUGCCGGAGACGAAGUGGUGCAGGUCAACCGGCAGACAGUGGUGGGCUGGCAUCUGAAAAACCUCGUUUCCAAAAUGAAGGAGAAUCCACAUAGUGUGAUGCUCACACUGAAGAAGAGACCUUCAGGUACAGGAAACUUCACUCCUGCUCCACUGAAGAACAUGCGCUGGAGACCUCCGGCUGUGCAGAGUGCUCCUCCUAGCCAGACUGCUCAAUCUUCCAAUGUAGAAAGUUCAGCUAAGAAAGAGAAGCCAGCCAUUUUGGACCUGUACUUACCUCCACCUCCAGCUGUGCCCUACAUGCCACGCGAUGUAAAGGACGGCACACGUUCACAGGUCAGAAUGAGGCAAAAAGCUCCUGAUUCUCCGAACUCCUCUCUGGACCGAGCUGCGAGACGACGCUCUAAUCUCAUAGACUACAUCAGCAAACCCAACGUCUGCAUGUCUCCUCCAGAGCCCGCCAUUCCGCAGGCCCGACUACGCCAGCGCACGCCCUCCAGAGGAAAGCCGCGGCCUGUGUCUAUGCCUGCAGACACGUGCGUGGGCCUGUCUGAUUCCCCCUGGGCUUUUGGAAGAAAAGGUGAAGAUGUCUUACGCAUGUACAUGAGUAAUGAGCGCAUUCCUCCCAUCGCUGAAGAAGCGUGUUUUCCCGUGCCGUACCGGCCAGCCAGUGAGAAGCAACUCUUACGUGGGGUCGACCACAUCCGUGGCAGUCAGUGCUUUAUCAACGCCGACCUGCACAGCAGCGCCACCGUGCUGUACCGUGACACCACACACCGCAAGAGCCGGACUACACGUUCCUCCAAGAGAUCCUCAGAGCUUUCACCUCUCAGCGCCUGGUUCGCUCGACUGAAGCUCUUUACGCGCUCAUUAACGUGUUUCUGGAAGCUUCACUUAUUCCACUGUUGGCUUCAGAGUUUGUUGUCCUCUGAUGUUAAUCCUGCAGAACUGACAGACAUGCCGGUGUCAUUUCCACUACAAGACUUUCCUUCUGCAACUUGUCAAGGUGAUGCUGUGAUGAGUCGGAGGAAAGUCUCGGUGAAGGACCUGGGACAGGUGGACUGUCACGGCUGGCUUUACAAAAAGAGAGAGAGCCGAGUUUUCCUUAGGACCAAAUGGAAGAAAUACUGGGUCGUGUUGAAGGAAUGUUCUCUGUACUGGUACACAAAUGUGUUGGCUCUGAAAGCUGAAGGCUACAUCAACCUGAGAGGCUUCACUCUGGACCAAGCGCAUGAAUGCAAGAGGAAGUUUGCUAUAAAGGCCAGCCACCCGCAGGUCGUGACACUCUUCUUUGCAGCCGAGAACUCACAAGAUAUGUAUAAGUGGUUGAGUAAGCUAACUGCAGCCUCUGACAAGAAAGACCUUCCAGAAGUCAGUACUGCCGAGUGUUACAGUGAAGACAGUGAGGAUGAGGAUGAUGUUGAAGAAGCAGGAACCCACUACAACGAGCAACAAACCACCAGCUCUGUCAAUGGUUGUCUUCCUCCACCACGCUCCAGCUCAUCCCCUUGCCAGGACAUGCUCCCCCUUGUGUCUCCGGUGUGUAACACCUCAGAGUGUGUGAGUUCAGACAGCGAAUCCUGGCUGGAGCUCAGCUCUGAGUCUCAGGGCCCGAUGAGCGUCAGCGAGCACAGUGCCAUCGGCCGGCUUCAGGAUUACCAUGGCGAUGAACGGCCACCAUCUGAUGAGCUAGAAAUGCUGUAUCUGCACCUCAAACAGGCCAACCUGUCCCCAUGCGGAGAGCUGCAACCUGUGACUAAGCGGGACUACAGAUCAUCCUUCAUCCGACGCUGCAAAAACGACAACAUCAACGAGAAGCUGCACCUGGUCCGAGCUCUCAACAGUACUUUAAAGGCCAAAGAAGCAGACCUCCUGGCUCUUGAGCAGGUUCUAGCGGAUUCAACAUUAGAUGGCAAUAAAUACAGACGGUGGAAGAGUGCAAAUGUUGUCCUGCUAGAAGAAAUCACACACAAAUUAAGGACAGUCGAGGUACAACCACAUGCUCAUCCCGAGCAGGGGCCAUCCUCCAAACCAGUUGUGUUCGUAGAGACCAGCCUGUGAGAUGUAUUGUAUAGAACAUAUAUAAUUUAGCUUGUUUUUCACUUUUAAUCAUAGUUCUUUUGUUUAUUUUAUGAGCUUUUAAAUGUGUGUUAAGCAGUAAUGUUGUAAACUGUCAUCUACUGUAGAAACAUUUACCCUUUUGCACAAGCGGUUUUCACUAGAUGAGUUUAAAACGCUUCUUAAGUUCAAUCACCACUAUCGCACAGCUUGAAGUUAGACAUGAUACAGGCAUGAUUUAGAAUAUAAAAUGAAAAACCUUGCAGAUUUUUUUUAACUCAUUCAGACUUUGUCAAAUAUCAGUCUCAUUAACACAUUUGGACACUAACUUGUUGCUCUCUGUCUUUCAUUCUUUCAACUUUUGAAGAAUGUUUCGAAUGAAAGCUACAGAAUUUAAACCAACAACUAGCAUCAAAUGACUAGUUUGAUUGUUUUAAUAUGUAUGUAUUUUCUGUAAAUAAAUCUCAAAUGUCUUUUAUGUCA
Tachysurus fulvidraco (yellow catfish) is the source of this 3454-nucleotide messenger RNA. It is a transcript of the gene cnksr3, whose product is annotated as cnksr family member 3. Gene Ontology annotation, molecular function: protein binding. Lineage: Eukaryota; Metazoa; Chordata; Actinopteri; Siluriformes; Bagridae. The record is from RefSeq and is a predicted model, not a curated record. The transcript has 24 exons. Gene Ontology annotation, biological process: regulation of signal transduction. The coding region runs from base 158 to 2974 and encodes 938 amino acids. Gene Ontology annotation, cellular component: membrane; cytoplasm.